This is a messenger RNA of Dendrobium catenatum, 1027 nucleotides long. Its product is annotated as protein LURP-one-related 15-like. The record is from RefSeq and is a predicted model, not a curated record. Lineage: Eukaryota; Viridiplantae; Streptophyta; Magnoliopsida; Asparagales; Orchidaceae. The coding region runs from base 78 to 755 and encodes 225 amino acids. The transcript has 3 exons.
UCAUCAUCUUCAUCAACCCAAUAAGAGAAAUCCAUCAACAAAUAAAAAGAGAGGAAUUAAACCUCAAAUUCUUCAUCAUGGAUUCCAGCCAAGUAGCCGUCAUCAACCCUCUGUUCUAUGCUGCUUACCCCAUUGAUCUCGCCUUCACCACAAAGCCUCCAGGUGAUAAAAAGCGCGGAGGCCUCGCCACCGUUGACGCCGCCGGUAAUGUCGUCUUCAGAGCCAAUAAAUCCUCAUGGGGCGGCUUCACCCAGCUCCGGGAUGCUUCCGGGCAUACCAUACUCACCGUUCAAGAUAAGUUUUGGAGCUGGCACAGUAGGUGGCAGGCGUUCGCAGGCGAAAGUACAGAGGCGAAAGAUCUAUUGUUCAGCAUCAAGAGGAGCUCUGCUUGGAAGAUUCAUGACGAGUGGUUUGUCUUUCUUGCAGUCAACACAAAAGAGGAGAACUGCGAUUUUAAGAUAGUCGGAAGUUACAGCAAGAAGAAUUAUACCAUUUUUAAAGGAGACUCAUCUUUUGUUGUUGCUCAGCUUACUAAGCAGCAUGAACUGAAAAUGACUCUGAAGCACGCAUUUGGAGCCUCCAUAAGCGCAAACUGUGACUACUCAUUUGUCGCUGCUCUGAUUACAAUAUUUCAUGAAAUUGAUGCUACAAGGAAUGUUGCUACAUGGAAUGCCACUGCAAGGAAUGCUUCAAGGAAUGCUGCUGCAAGGAAUUCUGCUAUGAUGGGAUCCACAGGAGGACCAGCUAGCUUUUAAGCUUGGAAGCUGAAAUUUGGAUAUUCGAAGUAUUUCUAUUCUAAUUUUACACUUAUUUAUAGAUUGAAAAUGAUGUUCUGCUUUAAAGAUUAGUAUUUAAAUUGUAGUGCUAUAUUUAUAUAUGGUUAUUUUUAGGAUUUGGUUUUUUUAGUUGCACUUUUUUUAGUUCUUGUGUAUCUUUUGUGUUGUCUUUAGAGUCUAUAAAUAUAUGCAAUAGUCUGUAAUAAGGUGAAGCCAUUAAGCCAAGCAAUAAACAUUAUAGUUCUCUUCUC